CUCUCUUGCUCCCUGUCCUUACUCGCCUUCUCACCUUCAGCAUCGCCUGUCAAACCCCGGAGUUCAUCUCCAUCGGUUCUCUCUUUUGAAAUAGUUUUCCUGUGUUGAGAUGGCGAACCGACAACCUUCUGCCGAAGUGGUCGGGAAAGCAUUCAUUGAGCAAUACUAUUAUGUCCUUCAGCAUCAUCCGGAGAUGGUUCACCAGUUCUACAAGGAAAGCAGCAAGCUUGGCCGUCCUGAUGACCGUGGCGACGUGGCAUCGGUCACCACCAUCGAUGGAAUCAAGGAGAAGAUAAUGGCCACCAGAUUGGGCGUACCAGAGAUAAGGAAGGUGGACAGCCAGGACUCGCACAAUGGUGGGGUGUUGGUCCACGUGACAGGGCGUCUCAUCAGGGAGGACGAUGUCCAGAGGGGCUUCUUCCAGGUCUUCUUCCUUGCUCCCCAGGAGACGGGAUACUUUGUGCUCAAUGACAUACUACGGUAUGCGGGAGAUAUCGACGACCAGGGCUCUGCCAAUGAUCGAGAAGAAACUGUGCCAUUGCCCAUUGAUGAUGUGAUUGCUACAGCAUAUGAAGUCUGUGAUUCUAUGAGCAAUGGCGAGAGCUGGACUGUCCAAGAGAAAGAACCGGGCAAUGAGAUAUGUGAUUCCGUGAACAAUGACGAGAGCUCGACUGUGCCAGAGAGAGAAUCGAGAAAUGAGGUGCUUGAUGUAGCUUCUGAUGGCUGUCGGGUUGGUACAACUCUUGUUCAACAGAUGUACAAAAGGACAUAUGCUGAAGUAAUGAAACCUAAGAAAGGUGGCGCUGUGAAGGAAUCAGCUGCAGCGGCAUCUAAAGCAGUCCCUACGCCAACAUCUGAUACGCCGAUCUCCACUUCUGGUGCUGCUGGAAACAACACAUCAGUGUGCAUUAAAAACAUACCCUUCGGUGCAACACCGGCUCAUCUCGAGGAGCACUUCAAGAGGUUUGGUCCUAUCAAGCCUGGUGGCAUCCAAGUCAGAACCACUAAGUGCCAGGAACGUCCUUCUUGUUAUGGCUUCGUAGAGUUCGAGAUGGCCGAUUCCGCCCGAAAUGCGAUAAAGGCUUCUCCCAUAAUUAUAUCUGGCCGUCAAGUCUACAUCGAGCAAAAGAAAAUAUUUGGUUCAGGAGUUAAUGAUAACAGAGGAAGAUUUCCACCUGGUAGAGGGGAUGGGCACCUGAGUGCAGGAGCAAGACAGCACGGGAACAGAAGCCAUUUUGGAGGCAGAGCUGGCAACCCGAGAAACUAUUGAGAUAAAACUGAUACUGGAUCUGAAAGUCGUCGAUCAACUGGUCCUGUUGGUGGUCUAAGGAGCUCUUUGUAAAAAAAUAUUCACAUGUAUAAGAUAAAUAAAUAAAUAAAUAAAAGAAUAGUGUUGUGUGAAAGAUGAGGAGAGAACUAAAAGUACAGUCUUAUAUUGAUAUAAAUCAAAAAAUGAAGAGUGAACUAAAAGGAUACUUUGUUUUUUGUUUCUACUUUGUGUCUGUCUUUGUAAUUGAUCUCAAAACUUCUAAUGCAAGUACUUUGCAAUUUCUUUUC
Molecule: messenger RNA, 1557 nt
Organism: Musa acuminata AAA Group (dessert banana)
Lineage: Eukaryota; Viridiplantae; Streptophyta; Magnoliopsida; Zingiberales; Musaceae
Product: nuclear transport factor 2-like
Exons: 8
Coding region: 110-1270 (386 amino acids)
Cellular component (GO): cytosol; ribonucleoprotein complex
Molecular function (GO): mRNA binding
Source: RefSeq, a predicted model, not a curated record